AUGACAAUCUCAUCAAACCCUGUUUCACCCCCAGGUAGUCAGGAAAUCCCGGUGACGGUUCAAAACGCAAUCUUGAUAUGCAAGUACAUGACUAAGCUAGGUGUGACACCAAAACAAUUCAUGGUUACCUUCCUGUCAUCAACGCAAGAAGAGCUCGCAGUUCGCCGACGUUUGAGCAAGAUUGGGAAGGGAGGCAGAGAAACCCGUUCGAUAUUCAAGAAUCUUGGACGAUUGACUACAGCAUCCCACCAGGGGCGGGAUGAGUGGGAUAAAUUGAUUUUGGACGAAGUUGCGUGUUGUUGGGCAUCAGCUAUAGUCAACCAACAGGAAAUCACGCGAGGAGCCUUCCCCAUGGGCGCUUUUGUCAGCUCAAAUGCCAUCACCCCCAACUUUUUCACUGAAAGCGCUGAAAAAUAUCAAAAUGAUCAAGUCCGAAGCGGUAUGAAAUUCCUACAUACUCUCAUAUACCGCAAAACUGCCCACGCAAUGAAAAAGAAAGAGGUUUUUCCGUACGAAGAUGUCCCUUUGUCCCCUGAGGCCCAAAUGCAGGACGGCGAGGCUCGUGUUGAAGGGGCGUUGGAUGAUGACACUGUCUUGUCUAUGGAAAAUCUGGUUCAUAUUAAGGCCACUCCUGCGAGCCAGGCUGAGCAUAAGCUUUCAAAGGAACUCGGCCUGCCGGCCUUUUUGGAAUCGAUGGCGGCUGCGCAACGAAAACCAGUUAAAGUAUCGACCUUCUGCCCAGGUGCUCCCGAAAUGAAGCAUUGGCGCUUAGUACUCAAAGCCCAGGUGGCGAAGGCACUUAUAGAGUAUAUAGACAACAUACCUGGCCAGCCGAAGAAUGUCCAGUUGCCCUCGCUGAGCAUCACGCCACCCGCGAUUGAUCCCAUUGAGAUGCACAAGCCUAACUUACACUUCCUGCGUAUGAUGGAUGCUCCAGAUUCGUCCGCGGAGGGAGUUUCACGAGUCAUAGACAAGGUCCUAGGUCAGAUAGGUCUCGACAGCGAAACUUACGCCAACAAGCUAUUGGUCGCUGGUGGAGAUGUUGGUUCGAACCAACUAGUGGAGAGUCUGAGGGUUAAAAGAUUCCCUCCCAUUGAUUCGGUUGAAGGAUAUGAGUGGGUGUUGUCCGUAUUUGGAGGAGCUCAUACCUCGUGGAAUUUCACAAAGGCACUCUGGAUUCAUCAUUGGGGUAAUCCGUCUAAAGGAACGGACACCGGAGUAUGGCGUUCGGCAUUCGCAUUAGGUUUGGAGUACAAGAAGCCCGCUGGGUCUCAAGACUUCAACACUAUCAUGAGGUCGUGUCAAAUAGUACACAAAGCCAACCUGAUUUUUAUCAUUGCGUCAGUCAUUGCGUUCCUCUUCGAAAGACCCUGA
Messenger RNA from Melampsora larici-populina 98AG31, 1374 nucleotides. RefSeq lists its product as uncharacterized. The record is from RefSeq and is a predicted model, not a curated record. The transcript is spliced from 3 exons. The coding region runs from base 1 to 1374 and encodes 457 amino acids. NCBI's taxonomy places the organism in Eukaryota, Fungi, Basidiomycota, Pucciniomycetes, Pucciniales, Melampsoraceae.